This is a messenger RNA of Eupeodes corollae, 3048 nucleotides long. It is a transcript of the gene Oatp26F, whose product is annotated as solute carrier organic anion transporter family member 4A1. Gene Ontology annotation, cellular component: membrane. The record is from RefSeq and is a predicted model, not a curated record. Gene Ontology annotation, molecular function: protein binding. The coding region runs from base 238 to 2547 and encodes 769 amino acids. Lineage: Eukaryota; Metazoa; Arthropoda; Insecta; Diptera; Syrphidae. Gene Ontology annotation, biological process: transmembrane transport; sodium-independent organic anion transport. The transcript is spliced from 7 exons.
UGAUUUUAACGGUAUCAUCUUUCAUUCUCAAAACAACUUGAAUCCAUUGUCUGCCGACGGACUACCGACGACGCACGCGACGGUUGACAUUUAAAUUGAACUUUAAAAAAUAAAUACAAAUUAAAAUUUGAUGGAAUUAUUUUAUUGUUUUGCAUAACAAAUGUUGACGUAGAAUUUUUACAAAACAGAAAAAGAAAAUAUUUUAAUAAAUAAAAAAGUCAGUGUAAUUGAGACAAUAUGUCUUCGACUGAAAUGAAUGGUAGCACUUGCAACGGUGGUAGUGGUUCUGAGUCAUUUAAAAAAAUUCUCGAUAUUCAUAAUAAUUUAAAUCGAUCAAAUUUAAAUAAUAACAAUAAAUUUAUUGGUGUUGUUGCGGUUGAUAGUGAACAUCAUCGGGUAAAUGGCGGUGGCCCGUGCCCGGGCGGUGUAAAUAAUGAAGAUCAUAAAUUUAGUGAUAAAGUUUUUGGUUGGGGUAAAUUUCAACCGAAAUUCUUACAACGAUUUUGCACAGCUAAGUGGGCACUAUUUUGGCUUUGCUGGGGGGGAGCAAUGCAAGGUCUUAUCGUAAACGGUUUCAUCAACAUUGCUAUCACAACUAUCGAACGCCGCUUCGGCUUACGCUCACGUCAAACUGGACUUGUUGCUAGCGGUUAUGACAUUGCAUCAUUCAUCUGUCUUGUUCCUGUAUCAUACUUUGGUGGACGUAUUGGAGCUUCAAAACCACGCUGGAUAGCUUGGGGUAUAAUUCUUAUGGGAUUAGGAUCAAUUGUUUUUGCUCUACCGCAUUUCAUAGCAAGUUCUUAUAAAGCAACUUUUUCCGAAGAUAACACCUGUCAAAGUGCGAGAAAUUCAACUGUUGACUAUUGCAAUGAAGAAUUCAAAUCAGAAACUGAGAAGGAAAAUCUUUCAUGGAGUAUAUGGUUCUUUUUUGCUGCCCAACUUUUACAUGGUGCUGGAGCUUCACCAUUGUUUACACUGGGCGUUACAUAUAUCGAUGAAAAUGUCUCCAAGAAAAUGUCAUCCGUUUACUUAGGAAUCUAUUACACAAUGGCAGUAAUUGGUCCAGCUAUUGGAUAUGUCCUAGGAGGACAACUUUUACAAAUCUAUACGGACUUCUUAACCGUCGAUUCAGCAACAUUGGGCCUUACAAGUCUUAGCAAAGUUUGGAUAGGCGCCUGGUGGAUUGGAUUCUUCUUUGCCGCCCUAGCAUGUGUUCUAUUAUCAAUUCCCAUAUUUGGCUAUCCCAAAUCUCUGCCUGGUUCUGAAGAGAUUAAAUUGGAAAGAGUUUCCGAAGCUUAUAAUGGACAUGGACAAUCGGAAAAAGAUAAUCAAAGUUUCACCAAACUCAAAGAACUUCCCAAGGCCCUGCUAUCACUUCUUCGAAAUCCUACGUUUUUCUUCCUUAAUUUAGCUGGAGCAUCUGAGGGUCUUGUUAUUGCUGGAUUUUCAGCAUUUUUACCAAAAGAAAUUGAAAACCAAUUUAGUAUUUCUCCAAUUUGGUCAGCAUUGAUUAUGGGAAUUAUUGUCGUGCCCGCUGGAGGCGGUGGUACAUUUUUGGGAGGAUAUUUGAUUAAGAAAUUCAAUCUAGCAUGUGCGGGCAUUAUUCGAAUGUGUCUCAUAGCAACUACAAUUUCGGCAUUUUUCACAAUGAGCUUUUUGUUGUCUUGUAAGAACUUGAGCUUUGCUGGAGUUACAGCCCCGUAUUAUAAAGGCGACAUUAUCGCAACAACAAGUGUCAAAAUGACAGAGAUGGCUUUACAAUUGGAUGACACUUGUAACAGUGGAUGUCAUUGUAGUCGAAUGAAUUACGAUCCAAUUUGUGGAUCUGAUGGCGUUAUGUAUUUUAGUCCAUGUCAUGCUGGCUGUCAACAAGAGCGAGCUUUUGGUGAGUCGAAGAUUUAUCUGGACUGUGACUGCAUUAAAUCACCGGAAAAUGCUACAUAUGAAGCUAUAAACACAAUGUGUGAAUCGAGCUGUUCGCACUUGUGGUAUUUUGUCUUUUUCUGCUUUGUUCUUAUGCUGUUUACGUUCCUAGCAACAAUGCCAGCUUUAUCAGCGACCUUGAGAUGCGUCCAAGAUGACCAGCGUUCGUUUGCCCUUGGCAUUCAGUGGAUCAAAGUUCGUCUCUUGGGAACAAUUCCAGCACCCUUGAUAUUUGGCUCCCUGAUAGAUGAGACGUGCAUUUUAUGGAAGGAAACCUGUGAAGAACAUGGAGCAUGUCUUGUUUACGACAACGACAGCAUGAGCAGGUCAAUGUGGAUUCUCGCACUCACUGGGAAAAUAUCAUCGGUGUUGUUUUUCUUUGGCGCAUGGUGGUUCUACAUUCCACCCAAAGCUGUCAGUGAAAAUAACGGUGAAGGAGGAGGAAAUGCUAUUAACAGCGACAACAAUAGUCAUGAUAUUGAUGUCUGCUAUGAAGAAGACACACAGUCACAACAAGAGCAACAAGUGCAGAAUUGUCAGUCAUCCAUUGAGGGAGAAUUUAUGAAUGAAAAUUUAGAGCAUGCGCACAAAGUUCAACAUUCAAACAGUCGCGGAAGAUUUUAAGUGACAAAUAUUUUUUGAGUUUUGUGCGAAAGUUUCGAUAAAAGAAAAAACACUGCCAUUUUAUAAGAUAAAUGUAGAUUUUUGAUAAACUCUUAUCUGUUUAUACGCGUCGGAAGUAGAUUACAUACAUACCUAAUACAUUUUUAAUAUUGUGAUGAAUAUUUUACUUUACCUAAUUAAGAAUUAACUUAAAGGUAAAUAUAAACCCCUAAUUCUUGUGUUAUGUGUUAGAUUUAAGAAUGCUGUCAUAAAUGUCAUGUAGAUUUUUCUAAAUUAAAAAAAAACUAAUAAUACUAAAUUUGAUUCAACCAGAUAUGUGCUUAAAAGUUAAGAAAUGUCAAAUUCGAAAUGACAGUUACAAAAGUUAUUGUCAAUCAAAAACUUAAAUAUAAAAUUUCACCUGUCAAUUGUCAUAUUCUGCCAUUACUGACUAAAAUAAUUUCAACAUGUUUAAAAUGUCCAGUGUAAGCUGCUGUCAGUAUAAUUUUUCAAUUAGGUUUG